Molecule: messenger RNA, 892 nt
Organism: Trichechus manatus latirostris (Florida manatee)
Lineage: Eukaryota; Metazoa; Chordata; Mammalia; Sirenia; Trichechidae
Gene: PRG3
Product: proteoglycan 3, pro eosinophil major basic protein 2
Exons: 6
Coding region: 114-791 (225 amino acids)
Biological process (GO): immune response
Source: RefSeq, a predicted model, not a curated record
AGAGGCACUGAGUGAAGACCUCAGACUCUCAGAGAGGAACUGUGCUGGACACAUAAGGACAAGCCCCAAGGAAGGAAGGUGGAACUGUGUCCUUCCCACAAGACCCAGUAGCUAUGAAACGCCCCCUGAUCCUGCCCCUUCUCUUGCUGGGGACAGUUUCUGCUCUUCAUCUAAGGAAUGAUGCCCCCGAACCGAAGAGCCUAGAGACAGCAGCAGACCUGAGCCAGGAUCUGGAAGGUUCAGGGGAGCAGGAGGGAGAGCUGGCCCUGGCUGAGAAGGUGAUUCAGUCAGAGGGAGAGGAGGUAGAGUCUUUUUGGUAUGAAGACGCCCUUGAGGAUGAGGAAGCCAUGGACUCGGACCCAGCUGCCUUAGACAAGGAUUUGCAGUGCCCCAGAGAAGAGGACACAGUUCAAGUGCUGGGCAGCCCUGGGUGCAAGAGCUGCCACAACCUGUUGGUGCAGACCCCCAGGACAUUUAGAACAGCCCAGAAUAUCUGCAGGAGGUGCUACCGGGGCAAUCUUGUCUCCAUCCAUAACUACAGCUCCAACUACCGCAUCCACCUUAUAACCAGGAGGAUCAACCAGGACCGGGUUUGGAUUGGAGGCAUCAUCAAGGGCUGGUUCUUGUGCAGGAGGUUUCGCUGGACUGAUGCGAGCCGCUGGAAUUUCGCAUACUGGGCCCGAGGGCAGCCUAGGAAUGGGAGAGGCCGCUGUGUGGCCCUACGUACCAGAGGGGGCCGCUGGCAACGAACUCCAUGCAAAAGGCAUCUGCCCUUCGUCUGCUCCUUCUAAGCCAGUGGCAAUGACACCCUCCCUCGCAGCCCCCUCUCUUCACGCGCUCCUGGCUGCCCCUGUCUCACCCUUGGCAGUGGACUCACCCCCCACCCUUUCCU